Molecule: messenger RNA, 6177 nt
Organism: Diabrotica balteata
Lineage: Eukaryota; Metazoa; Arthropoda; Insecta; Coleoptera; Chrysomelidae
Source: the annotation of a GenBank genome assembly
AUAUACAAAUAAAAAAUUACACUAAUAAUAUUUGUAGAUAAAAUUACACUAAUUUAUUAAUUUAAUUUAUAAAUUAUUACAUAAUUAAUUAGUAGUGUGCUAUGAUUAAUUAUUUAUAUUUACUAAAUGAAAAAUGAAUAUAGCUUGUUUACAAUAGUUUUGUAAAUUAUUAAAAUAACAUUAUUAGCCUGUCUAAUGAAAUAUAUUGAAAAAAACACAGAAGCUUCUUCUAAUGAUAAUCCAAAUCACGAUUCUGUUAAAUUAGCAAUUUGUUUCGUAUUCUGUCUUCACAUUCACAGUAAUCUAUUGUGAGUAUGGAGUUUUAUUCUAUGUGAUUAUAAUAUAUUCCAUGUAUAAUUUUGCAAAUUUACUGAACGUUGUGAAUUGUUUUCGUUGAUAUAUACAGGCAGUUAUUUAAAUUCGAAAUGAACUGUAGUGAAAAUUUGAAAGAUCCUGUAAAUCAACAACUACUAGCAGAUAUCGCCGAAGGAGAUUCUUUAAAUGAAGAUGUUAAAAUAAAAGUUGAAUUAAAAUUAGAAGAAUGUGAUUUUGAAAACAAUUAUACACCAGAGCCUAUAUUAAACCAGUCUAUUUCUGAGGAUGGGGAUAUUAAAAUAGAAAUAGAAAACCAUAUACUAAAACAUGAAAUUAGUUAUCCACUGGAUAUUGUUCAGCAAGAUCUUAAAGAUGAUAUAAAGAAAGAAGUAGAGGUUUGGGAUUUACCACUAAAUCAGAAAGACCAAGAGAGUCUAAAGAAACCGAAUAAAUUGGAAAUUAUAGAAACAGUACCUGAAUGUUCAAGUAAUGAAGAACGCGAAGUGAGUUGGCACGCUGAAGAAAAAUCCUACCAAUGUGAAAUUUGUUCAAAAGCUUUCUCUCGCGAGAAUGAUUUAAAUAGUCAUGCGCGACUGCACACCGAUGAAAACCUUUACAAAUGUGAAAUUUGUAAGAAGCAAUUUAGUCAAGCACGUGGACUGAAACUUCAUUUGAGAACUCACAAGGGAGAAAAUCCGUUUGUAUGUAAAAUUUGUUCCAAACCCUUCUCUCUCAAAUGUAAUUUAAAUACACAUAUGCGACUGCAUACUGGAAAAAGAUCGUACAAAUGUCAAGUUUGUUUUAAGGCAUUUACUCAUCCAGCUAAUUUGAAAAUUCAUUUGAGAAUUCACACGGGAGAACAACCUUUUUUGUGUAAUAUUUGUUUUAAACCGUUCUCCUUUAAGGGUAGUUUAAGCAGACAUAUGCACCUCCAUACUGCGAAACCUUUCUUAUGUAAGAUUUGUUCUAAGUCCUUUUCUCGUAAACGUUAUCUGGAUGUACAUGUACGACAACAUACUAGGGCCCCAAAAAAACCUAACAAAUGUGAAAUUUGUUUUAAACAAUUUCCCUAUGCAAGUGUUUUGAAAACCCAUUUGGGAAAACAUACAGGAGAAAAACCUUUUAAAUGUAAGAUUUGUCUUAAACAAUUCACACGAGCUUAUAUUUUGAAACUCCAUUUAAGGAGGCAUAUGGUUAAAUACCCGUUUGAAUGUAAGGUUUGUCUUAAACCGUUCCCUUCCAAAGGUUAUUUGAAUACACACAUGCGACUGCAUACUGGAGAAGGUCUCUACAAUUGUGAAAUUUGUUUGAAGCAAUUUACCUACGCCAGUAUUUUGAAACUCCAUUUGCGAACACACACGGGAGAAAAACCUUUCUUAUGUAACAUUUGUUCCAAACAGUUCUCUGUCAAAUAUAAUUUGACUAAACAUAUGCUAGUGCAUACUGGAAAAAAGUCAUUCAAAUGUGAACUUUGUUUUAAGCAAUUCAAUCAAGCAUAUACUCUAAAAAACCAUCUCAGGUUGCACACCGGAGAAAAACCUUUUGUAUGCAAGAUUUGUCACAAACAGUUCUCUUCCAGACCUUAUCUCAACACACAUAUACGACUACAUACUGGGGAAGGUCUAUACAAUUGUGAAAUUUGUUUAAAGCAGCUUAGCCGCAAAAGUGCUUUGAAAAUCCAUUUGAAAACACAUACGGGCGAAAAACCUUUCUCAUGUAACAUUUGUUCUAAAUCAUUCCUCCAAAAAUCUUAUUUAAGUACACAUAUGCAAGUGCACUCUGAAAAAAUACCUUACCAAUGUGCAAGUUGUUCAAAACAAUUUACCCGUAAAAAUACUUUAAAAAUCCAUUUGAAAACACACACGGGCGAAAAACCUUUCUCAUGUAACAUUUGUUCUAAAUCAUUCUUCCAAAAAUGUAAUUUAAGUACACAUAUGCAAGUGCACUUUGAAAAAAUACCUUACCAAUGUGCAAUUUGUUCAAAACAAUUUCCCCGUAAAAAUACUUUAAAAAUCCAUUUGAAAACACACACGGCAGAAAACCGUUUCGUAUGUAACGUUUGUUCUAAAUCGUUCCCUCAAAAAUCUCGUUUAUAUAGGCAUAUGCAAGUGCACACAGAGGAAACAUCUUACAAAUGUGAGAUUUGUUUAAAACAAUUUAAGCGUAAAAGAGCUUUGAAAAUCCAUUUGAAAACACACACAGAAGAAAAAUCUUUUAUAUGAAGAGGUUGGAGCAGAAAGGGUAUAAGUACGUCCAAGUUCAUCAUCAUCAUAAUGCAACAUCUUCUGUCUACUGCUGGACAUAGGUCUUUCCCAUUUUUCGCCACUCUUCACGGUUCUGUGCUUCUUGUUACCAUUUCUUCGAUAUUCGUCUAAUGUCGUCCAUCCAGCGUGUUGGUGCUCGUCCUCUGCUGCGUUUGUCUUCUCGUGGGCGUCAGUCAAUUAGUUUUCUGGUCCAUCUUAUGUCUUUCAGUCUCGCUAUGUGACCUGCCCAAUUCCAUUUCAGCUUGGCUAUACGUUCGACGACAUCACUGAUACCUGUUCUUUUGAUCCGAGAAUUGAUCUUUCCAUGCGCCUUUGUGUCACUUGCAUUUUUAGUGCUGUUGUUUUUGUGAGCGUGAGAGUUUCUAGGGGAAGGACGUCGAAGAUGACGCACCUAAGCAAAAUACAUUUUAUUUAAGGGUAAAAAAUAUUUAAGCUAACUUUGAAUGCUACGAGCCUGUAAUUUGGACAUUUCUAUAACCAAUUUCUAGGAUUAUUUUUAAAUUCAAUAAAAGGAAGUAUUUUUUAUGCGGCUUUUUUAAAAACGCUUUUGCGCCAUCUUACCUUCCACCGAGAGAAAGAUGACGCACAGUGAUGGUGAAGAUGGCGCAUGUAGGUAUCUAUAUUAAAAGCACAAGUGAUAUGAAAAGAAAAUUUAUUUUUUAAUACUGAAAGUAAGAAAAUGUAAACAAAGCUUUUUUAACAUAUUAACAAAAGUCACAAAUGUAGUUUUCGGGACUUUUGGCUCUACUGCAUUCUUUAUGCACCCAUUGUCCACAACUUGUGCAUCUGAACCAUGUUUCCGUCUUUUUGCCGAAGUUCUGAACCAUGUUUCCGUCAGUAAUUAUAAAUAUCCAGUGAAAUAUGGCUCGAGUGAUUAUCUAAUACUAACAGCACGGGAUUAUCUGGACUAGACAGGACUUUUUUUUGGAAAUGCUUCAGCCAUAAUAAAAACAUAGACGUAUUACUCCAUCCAUUAUCCGUGCAGUUGUAAAUCGCACCGAUUGAUCCAUUUUUCUGAAGAUGUGGGCUCAUCCUCUUCCUGGGAAAUAUAAAUAAUGGAGGUAUGUAGUUACCGGAGGCACUGAACGCCAUUAUUACCGUGAUAUUCUUCCCUCGUUCCCACGAAGAAAUGAUUCCAAACUGCUUUACUCCUUUGGGUCCAAGUCUUUGACAUGAUUCUUUAGGAACCGUAGAUAUACCGGUUUCAUCAACAUUGUAAAUGCGAUCUGGCAGAAAUUUAUAUUUUUCUUGCACUGUUUCCAAAUUUUUAAAAAAGCGGUCUACUUCUAUUUCAUUGAAGGCUGUUAUUCUAUUAAUGCUUGUAGCUUCUGGCUUUCUCAAGGAAAUUUGAGGAUUUCGUUUUAUAAAUCCUAGAUACCAGUCUUUUCCAGCCAUUUGUUUAUUCUUAUUAAAAUUGUGUUUAAUUUCAUUGCGUUCUGCAUAAGCAAAUGCCAUGGUUCUCAGCUCUAUGUAAGUGAUACCAAAAAAUAAAUUGGCCAGCUUGAGAACAUGAUCUAGUAUCUCCUUUUCAUGAUGUGCCGAAAAUAAUGGGGCUCUACCAAGAGACUCUGAUUUGACUUCCUUUAAUAAAUUUUUAACCUUAAGUUUUCUCCUCAAUGUAGCUUCUGGUAUUGAAAAUACCCUUGCCACUUCCCGAAUUUUACGACCAUCUCUACAAAUUGCAUUCAAUGCUGCAUUAAGAGCUGCUGCAGAAAAUGAUCCUCUCUGUGUUUUUCGUAUAUAUUUUCCCAUUUCUAAAAAAGAAAAAGAUGCCUCAAGAUGUAAAAUAGACACUAAAUAAUAAAUAUUCUAUACUCCAUUGUUAUUUAAGGUAAUGAACUGAAAAGGCAAAGAUGACGCACUAUAACAGCAAAGAUGACGCAGUCUGCGUCAACUUAGCCUGUUCAGCAUAACCUACAAAAAAUGGUUAUCAAAAUUAUCCAUCAUCAAAUAUUUAACAGAUAAAUCCUCGCUAACUGAAAAUAAAUAUCACCUACUUACAUUUUUAAACAACUUACCAUUAAUAUUCGCAGUGUCAAAAAUAACAAGAAAUCAACGUGUAUCGCGUUACCCUGCCUCACAGAUACUAAACAGUACGAAAGCUGACCGAUGAAGUUUUUAAAGUAAUAGUAGUUUCUAAAGGAGGGCGCCACGGGUAUAAAAACUGAAUUUAGUGAAGUACUUGAUAAAAUACAGAGGUGCGUCAUCUUAGACGCUGCGUCAUCUUCCCCGUCAUUCCCCUACUACGUGCAUCAUAAUAGGAAGAACACAUGGGUCAAAUGUCUUCCGUUUCAUAGCUAUCGGGAUGUUGCUCUUACUCUUAAAGAUGUCUCUUAGAGAACCAUACGCUGCCCAAGCAAGUGUUAUUCGUCGUUGAAAUUCGCAGGUCUGGUUGUCCUUGCCUAUUCUGAUUUCAUGACCAAGAUAUAUGUACUUUUCUGUUAAUUCUACCACUUGAUUUUGGAUGAUUAGGUGUUUCGCUGGGAACUAAAUUUGUCAUAAAUUUGGUCUUACUGAUGUUGAUUUUUAGACCUAUUGUUGAAGAUACGUUUUCUAAUUCUUGUAGCAUUUGUUGUGCUUCACCCAGAUCUUCGGUAUUAAGUACUAUAACGUCGGCAAAACGGACUGUCGGUAAAAGAUGAUUUUUCCGGAUUUAGGUGAGAGAGUGUCUGGCUUGAUAUGUAUUUCUCUGGUGGUAUUAUGUAGUUUUACACGCGUUGUGGCGUUUUGGUAUAAUGUUUGUAUUAACUUUGUAAGCCGGUAAUCUAUUCUACUAUUGUUCAGAGCAGUUAUAAUGCUGUCUAAUUCCACAGUGUCGAAGGCUCUGUUUUUACUGUUUGUAGGUGAUCGUUUAUUUCGAAUUUUGAGCGGAAGUCAGCUUGUUCUCGGGGCUGGUAGAAAUCUAACUUUUUCUCUAGUCUUGUCGUAAUUAUUCGGGUAAACAUUUUAUAGAUGUGGUUCAAUAAGCUGGUUAGUCUAUAGUUUUCUAGGUGCGCCUUGUCUCCUUUCUUGUGUAGUAACAUUGUUACUGCAUUGUUAUAUGUUUUUGGUAUGCAACAAUCUCUUAGACAAAGGUUAAACAACAUUUUUAUUUGGUUGAGAAGGGAACGUCCGCCCAUCUUUAUAGCUUCUAUUACGACUCCAUCUUCUCCUGGCGCUUUGUUGUUUUUCAUCUUUAUCAUUGCGUCCUGGAUUUCGCUUAGUGUGAUCUAUGGCAUGAGCUCUGAACCCUGGUUGAUAAUUUUGCGUGAUGCGGCGGCACUUUUCCUGAAAAACGAACAUUAUACCGAAUGGCAAAAGAAGGGAUAGAGAGAAAUGAUGAGAAGGAACAGGAAUCCGCGAGCGAUAACGAAAAUUUUAAAGAUGAUAAUUCCGACGUCGCUUGCUUGUAUUGGAAUGGCGUGUAUUCCCUCUUAAGUCGAAAUAAUGCUGGAUUUAAUGUCAGGAGUGCCAAUCCUGGUGUCAAUCUGAAUGCGCUGGGGUCGAUAAAAAAUGUAAGAUAUUUUAUUGUGAUUUAUGUUCUUAAUUGUUUUAAUGCGUGUUACUUUUUUAUUUGUUGUAUUAUUGUUCUCUUUGAAUAAAAUGCGAAAAUUCCACU